Molecule: messenger RNA, 453 nt
Organism: Musca vetustissima
Lineage: Eukaryota; Metazoa; Arthropoda; Insecta; Diptera; Muscidae
Product: cytosolic non-specific dipeptidase-like
Exons: 2
Coding region: 139-441 (100 amino acids)
Biological process (GO): proteolysis
Molecular function (GO): peptidase activity
Source: RefSeq, a predicted model, not a curated record
AGCCAAGACCGUGAUUCCCGCCAAAGUUAUCGGCAAAUUCUCCAUUCGUUUGGUACCAAUCAAGAUCCCGAACACAUUACCGAAUGUGUUACCAAAUAUUUGAAUGAAAAAUGGGCUGAACGUGGUUCACCCAACAAAAUGAAAGUCACCAUGUUGUCGGCUGGUAAACCAUGGACCGAAGAUCCCAAUCAUCCACAUUAUGAGGCUGCCAAGACCGCCAUUAGACAUGUAUACAAGGUGGAUCCCGAUAUGACACGCGAGGGAGGUUCUAUUCCAGUUACCCUAACAUUGCAGGAGGCCACUGGCAAGAAUGUUAUUCUCGUUCCUGUUGGUGCUUGUGAUGAUGGUGCCCAUUCACAAAAUGAAAAGAUUGAUAUUUACAAUUAUAUUGAGGGAACCAAACUCUUGGGUGCCUAUUUGUACGAGGUGGGCAAAUUGUAAACCAUUUUUUUA